GAGGAAGGAGGGAGGAAAGGAAGGUAAGAAGGAGGGAAGGAAGGAGGGAGCGGAAUUAGUCAGUGAUAGAGGGGAGGAGAGGAGGAGAGGCGGCGGGUUGUUCUGCCGAGGUGGACGUGGCGGGUCCGGCGGAGUUAGCUACAAGUGACGGGCAGCGGAGCCGAUCCGAGGCGGACAGCCAGCCAUGAACCGGACCCCCCGCAGGCUGGUCCCAGUCAGGUGUGGGUGGUGACAUCAGCAGGACGUCUCGCCGACUGGUUGCUGGAUUCCCAGAGACGCUCAGGGACGCGCCCCCUACCUCCCAGCUCCUCUCCUCUCAGGACAGGUAGAUCUCUUCAGAGGAGUGAGGAAGGACUCAGGGAGGGGGAGGAGGAAGAGGAGAGGAAGAAAGUGGACUUUUAGAACUUCAGCAAUACUUCAGGUGUUGAACCAGACUCAGGUGAGGAGGAUUAGCUCCACCCCUCACCAUGACAGACUUAGAGGCUGACUGUCUGAGCCUCGGCCUGCCCCCCGAAUGCGGGUCCCCUCCCCCGCCUCUGGACCCCUCCUUGCAGGUGGACUGCGGUCCGGGGCCCGGCUCCUCGGCCUCCACGCCCACUCUGGCCCUCCUCUCCUCCGACUGCCCCACGCCCACGCUCAGUUCGCUGGCGGCGGAGAUCGCCGAGCCGCUAGUGAUGCUGCCGUGCGUGAAGAGCGAGCCGGAGGACGGAGACCUGGAGCCCAUCCGGACGGUGGACCUGUCGGAGAUCCAGCCGCUGUCCACCGCCGAGCUGGGCCAGGACCAGAUCAAGAUGGAGAUCAGCGGCCUCGACUACAUCAAGUCUGAGCAUCACCACGGCGACCACCACCUGGGCCACUUCCACCACGCCGAUGUCACAGAGCUGGACUACAAGUCGCACUACGAGCCCAGCUCCGUGUUUGACUACAUAUCCCAGGUGACGGACACUCUGGAGUACAUAAAGUCGGACCACCACGUGGACCUGCAGUGCUACUACACCACGGAGUCGGGCACCAUGUCCACCCACCUGCAGCACAACGGCCUGGAGUCCAUCCACAUGGCCGAGCUCCGCACCGAGCUCAACAAGCUGCGGCCCGACGCCCUGCUGAUGGACGGCAUCGGCAAACUGGACCCCGAGUUCGGAGGCGGGGGUCUGUACGAGCUGCAGCUGGCCGAGGAGGGGAAGGCGGCGGAGGCGACGGCGGCGGCGACCGGGCAGGGAGGAGGCGGAAGUCAGGUCAUCACGACCAAAACCCAGAGCCCGACCGUGAGGAAACCUCGUAACAUGCAGGGGGAGAAGCCUUUCUCCUGCACGCAGUGCGGGAAGAACUUCAGCACGCUGGGAAACCUGAAAACCCACCAGCGCAUCCACACCGGGGAACGGCCCUACACCUGCUCGCAGUGCGGCAAGAGCUUCGGCCAGGCGGGAAACCUCAAGCGCCACCAGCUGAUCCACACGGGCCAGAAGCCGUACGUGUGCGCUCACUGUCCCAAAGGCUUCACCAAGGCCGACGACCUGCGGUCGCACCAGCGGCUGCACACCGGCGAGCGCCCCUUCAUCUGCGUCACCUGCGGCAAGAGCUUCGGCCAAUCGAAGGAGCUAAAGGCUCAUCAGCUGAGCCACACGGGCGAGAGGCCGUUCUGCUGCCAGCACUGCGGCAAGAGCUUCAGCAAGGAGACCAGCUACCGCAACCACGUGCAGAUCCACACGGGCGAGAAACCCUUCACCUGCUCGCAGUGCGGCAAGACUUUCAGCAACUCGGGCGUCUUAAAGACCCACGAGAAGAUCCACUCGGGCGAGCGGCCGUUCGGCUGCACGCAGUGCGGGAAGAGCUUCGGCCGCCUCGGCCACCUGAAGGCUCACCAGCAGAUCCACACGGGCGAGCGGCCGUACGCCUGCCCCCAGUGCGGGAAGACUUUCAGCCAGUCGGGCCACCUCAAAGCACACGAGCAGAUCCACAAGCGAGAGCGAGUGGACGCGGCGAGCACCGGCAGCAGCAGCAGCAGCAGCAGCACCGUGGGCAGCGACAGUAGCUAGAAUAAACUCCUGACUUUUAACCUCUCGGAAAAACAAAGUAUUAUUCCUCUUUUUUAUAAAUACUAUAUAUACAUUUUUUCCUUAUGAAUUUUUUCAUACAUUUUCAUACCUUUUGUGCUCUUUUGCAUUUUAUCUGUGAGCAGGGUGGACUGACUGAUUUGCUCUUAUGCAAGUGUCUGUGUGUGUGUACAUGUUGUGUCCUGUGUGUGUGGGUGGGUGUGGUACUGAGGGGCUUGUAGAUAAUCUUUAAACUGGUCUGUGUGAGCUGUAGUGAGUGUAGAGUCUCUCUGGAGAACCAAGUCCCAGUACUUAUUUUGGAGUACUUACACAAGCACAAAUACUUCAGUAACCAAGUGUGAGUACUUCAUUUGUUUUUUACUGAAGCAGACCAGCAGCUCCCGAUGAACCAGGACCCCGUUUACCGUUAACCAGUGAGCGCGUGCGCGUGUGUGUGGCGAUGAAGAGUGAUGAACACUCCUCAGAGAAGGGUGUGGGUCUGUAAACUGUGUUAAUACAUAAAUGUCGUGUCGAUGUUGUAAACGACACAGCGGGAAAGUUUCAAACUGAAAAUGAAGCUUCUCUCAUCUGGAUAAACUCCAGAGGUCAUUGAACACACCGUCACCUUCAUCAGAUGAGUUUCAUCUCUGAACGCUUUGGUCUGACUCCAGUCUGAGCUCCCUGUGAAUCCAGGCUGGUCCUGCUCCGGUCCGGGUGGUGUUUAUAGUCCGACUGAUGCUGAUGAAGAUUUGGGACGAUACAUCGUGUUUUUAACAAACACAUAAUGUAAAGAUGAAGUGUGUAAUGUUAUGUUACACCAGCUGUAAUGAUAACACUCGAGAUAUAAGUCAGGUUAGCAUUAGCAAGCUAACGGUUGCUGAAGUGUCGAUGAACACGUCGUCAGUUCUGUGUCAGAAACAGAACACCUGAUCUGGUUUAGGAUCGUCCUUGUCAGGUUGUCAGUAAAGAUCUUUUCUAAUCUCAUCACUCGAUGUACGUCACAUGACUGAACAGCGCCACCAGUGUUCACGAUGGAGACGGACUUUAAAUGGUCAGCGAGUCUCCUACGAUGCUCUUUAAGAACUUCAUUAGACGGAUUAAAACCGUCUUGGCCUUCCGAUGCUUUGAUAGACGGGGUCCUGGUUCAGAUUCCUCAGUAUGUCUUUACAGCAGUUAAAGUACUUUAACCAGCCAUGUGUGAGUACUUCUGUUUGAGUACUUGCUGCCAGUUUACUAGUAUUUUCCUUACAGGUGUGGGUACUCGCAGGCAUACACUCUGUUACUGUAUUGUUAAAAAUCUGAUGAUAUAAUUUUGAUAUUUUUUAUUGACCAGUAUUGAUUAUUGAUCAGGAUGCGCCACAGUGAUAUUUUUGUUGUUGAUAAUCUGCUGAUGACAUUCCUUCAGAUCAUUCCAGCGUCGUCACGUCACAAACUCAGUUUUCAGUGUCGUUGGGCUCCGGCAGGACCAAACACAUCAGCACAAAGGAACCCAACAAGUCCCGCCCCCCCAAUCCAGAUCGCUCACUGUGUACAAAAAUCUUCUAUUGAUAAUGUCGUUCCUAAAAAAGACAAAGUGAUGCAGCAUCUUGUACUGGAAAAAGAAUUAUUAAAGAAACUAAUGACA
Chelmon rostratus (copperband butterflyfish) is the source of this 3657-nucleotide messenger RNA. RefSeq lists its product as uncharacterized. Gene Ontology annotation, biological process: regulation of DNA-templated transcription. Bases 468 to 2036 code for a protein of 522 amino acids. Gene Ontology annotation, molecular function: DNA-binding transcription factor activity, RNA polymerase II-specific; RNA polymerase II cis-regulatory region sequence-specific DNA binding. The record is from RefSeq and is a predicted model, not a curated record. The transcript has 3 exons. NCBI's taxonomy places the organism in Eukaryota, Metazoa, Chordata, Actinopteri, Chaetodontiformes, Chaetodontidae.